AUGGACGGGCAGCCAGGCAGCCUCAACGCCAGCCUGAUCGGGCAGGACGCUGGGCUGCGUGGCAGUGCCUGGACGGCCGCCUUCCUCUGCUUCGUCAUCCUGCUGACCAUGGUCGGCAACUUGGCCCUCAUCCUCCUCAUCUUCAGCCAGCGCUUCCUGCGCAACACCUCCAACUUCUUCCUGGUGUCUCUCUUCCUCUCCGACCUGAUGGUGGGCCUGGUGGUCAUGCCCCCGGCCAUGCUGAACCAGCUCUACGGGCGCUGGGUCCUGGACGGCGCCUUCUGCUCCGUCUGGUUCUCCUUCGACGUCAUGUGCACCAGCGCCUCCAUCCUCAACCUGUGCGUCAUCAGCCUGGACCGCUACCUGCUCAUCAUCUCCCCGCUCAAGUACAAGCUGCGAAUGACUUCCAGCCGGGCCUUCUGGCUCAUCCUGGCCACCUGGACGCUGGCGGCCUUGGUGUCUUUCCUGCCCAUCAAAAUGGGCUGGCACAAGAUGGACUUUGACCGCCACCCGCUCAAUGCCACCCUGCAGCUGGAAGAGGAGCAGUGCCGUCUGCUGGUCAGCUUGCCUUAUGCCCUCAUCGCGUCCGGCCUGACCUUCUUCCUCCCCUCGGUGGCCAUCUUGUUCACCUACUGCCGGAUCCUGCUGGCCGCCCGGAAACAGGCCCUCCAGGUGGCAUCUCUUACCAACAACAAGCCCCUCGGCGAACAAACACAACAGGUUCCUCGAGACCAGGGCCAAGGAAGCGGGGUGAGUAACAAUCGUAAGAUUGCCAACAAGCACAGCCGACGGGCGCUCAAGGCCAGCUUGACCCUUGGCAUCCUCCUGGGCAUGUUCUUUGUGGCUUGGCUACCUUUCUUUGUCUGCAACAUGGCUCAGGCGGUCUGCAAUUGCAUUUCGGAAGAUUUUUUUGACCUCCUGACCUGGCUGGGCUACUGCAACAGCACCAUGAACCCCAUCAUCUACCCGCUCUUCAUGCGGGACUUCAAGAGGGCCAUGGCCAAGUACUUGCCCUGCUGCCCCCGCGCGUGGGAACGCAGGCCCAGCCGGGUCUCGCUCUCCCUCAGGAAUUCCAACAGCGGCCCCCGGCCGGGGGUUUCCCUCAGGAACGCCCUGACUCUGCCAGGGGAAACGGACUCGGCCGAUUCCAUCGUCCACGGCAAUGACCACAGCAGCCAGUCGCUCAGCUUCCUCCCAGCUACCCGGGCCAACUCGGUUCACCUUUCCGACGCUGAGCGGACGGAGCCAAAGUUGAACCUCAUCUAUCUGAACACGCCCUCAGACUGA
Molecule: messenger RNA, 1287 nt
Organism: Thamnophis sirtalis
Lineage: Eukaryota; Metazoa; Chordata; Lepidosauria; Squamata; Natricidae
Gene: HTR6
Product: 5-hydroxytryptamine receptor 6
Biological process (GO): adenylate cyclase-activating adrenergic receptor signaling pathway; positive regulation of MAPK cascade
Cellular component (GO): plasma membrane
Molecular function (GO): G protein-coupled serotonin receptor activity
Source: RefSeq, a predicted model, not a curated record